AUGUCGCACACUCAGUUGGCAGCCACAGCCGCCGUGCACAGCGCACGUGAGGACGGCGGGGAGGCAUUGAAGGCACUUGAAGAGGCCAGAACGCUUUGCCAAGAACUCAACGAUCGAAGGCUGGACGGCAUGGUCGCGAAGGAAAUGGCAUUUGCCUUCCUCCAGAGGGGUGCCGUCGCAGAGGCUCAGGAGGCUUGCACCCAGGGGUCCAUGGCAUAUCAAGUGGCCGGCGAUCGACUCGGCGAGGCCUCAGUUCUCAGCUGCUUGGUCCAAGUGAAGAUUAAGAAGGAAGACUUCCAGGGAGCGGCGCAGGCAGCCAAUGAGCAGAAGGCUGUCUACCAGCAGCUGGGAGAUCGUCACAAGGAGGCAUCCUGCUUGCUGGUCGCCGCUGGCUGCCUUUGCAAUGACAACAACUUGGAUUCGGCCAUGGGCAUGGCAGAUGAGGCAUUGGAGAUCUGCAUAGAUGCUGAGGAUCCAAUCGGCGAGGCCCAAGCCAUGAUGGCUCUUGCAGAGAUCUACAGCCAGCGUGACGAUUUGGACAUGGCGGUCAACAAGGCCAAGGAGAUGCGACAACGUGCCAAGGACAUUGGUCAUAGGCUUCUGGAGGCCCAGGCGUGCAAGGCGUUGGCCAACGCGUAUCAGAACGCGGAGCCGGCCCGCUACGUUCAGGCAGUUAGGGCAGCAAACGAGGCUGUCAUCCUUGGCAAGCAGGCUUCCUACAAGCCAAUGAUUGUAGAGAUGCUUCUCGCAUCAGAGGGUCUUGACGGGAAAUCGGUUACCAUCACCGUGGACACGCCAGAAAUCACGCCACCUGAAGAGGCCAGCAUUGAAGCGUACAGGCUUGGCGAGAACAUCGACAACGCAGUGAUCAUGAUGAACUUUCAUGACAUUGUAUACCACAGAAAGGGUCAUCACUCUGAAGUGGGGGUCAGCCAGUACACCUUCAGCCUCUGUUGGCUGGGGCAGGAGGUCUUCUUCCUGGUGCUUUCCACUGUCUUGCGACUUGGUGCAGCUUGCUACUUGUACCAGGCUGCCAACUCCAAAGGCUGUAAGGCAUCCAGCGUGGACAUCUACCUGGUAUUGGGCGGAGUGUUUCUGUGGGCAAUGUCAAGGCUUCAAUACCUCUUUGACAUACUUGAAGAGGUCAUCUACUUCGGCAAGAUGAAAGUGGAGCAUGAGCCUUUCAACAGUGGCUGGGGCUUCUUCCAAACUAUCAUGAUUCUCGGGUUCAAGUGCUUUGUGGAGGUUUUCGUUGGCUAUGCUGGCGGAUACUUCAUCAUUGUGUCAGAACAGAUCUCAGAUGUCAUCUUGAACUGCCUCGCAGCCGAAUUCAUCAGCGACAUUGACGAGAGUAUCUACAAGCAUUUUUCCAGCCCCUUUGCGAAGAAGCUUGUCCAAAGCGCUCCGAGGAUGCCUCCACGAGAUGAGCGCGAAAUCGGGAGGCUUGUCUCAAGUGGGACGGUCUUCGUGAAAUGGGUGGUUUUUGUAGUUGCUCCGAUUGGAACCCACGCGGCGUAUUACUGGUUACCGUCCUGCCAGAACGCAGACAACUAG
Messenger RNA from Symbiodinium pilosum, 1554 nucleotides. Lineage: Eukaryota; Dinophyceae; Suessiales; Symbiodiniaceae. The record is from the annotation of a GenBank genome assembly.